AUGAACAGCAAUAAUAACUAUUAGCAGCUCAAUUCUGAGCCAAAUUAAUUCUCUUAAGGAUAAAAUACACCAACAAUAUAAGCAUAACCUCAACAGCCAUAAUUAAUUUCAUAGUUGCCUGAUUUUUCAAAUUAUCCGCCACCCUCUUAUGAUAACUUUAAUAAUCAGAUGCCUUAAUAAAAAUAUUCUCCCCCUCCUCCUCCUCCUCUUUAAAGUUACGCUCCAAAUCAAGCAUAAAACUAUCAAGCUCUUCCUUCCUAAAAUUGUUAUUAGCCUCCAUUAACUACAAAUUACCCAUCCCCAGCUUAAAAUUACUACCCACCUCCACCUUAAAAUGGUCCUUAUCAUAUUCCUUACUAAACAAAUUAACUUUAACCAUAGCAAUAUACUCCUAUGUAUUAGAAUUAGGUAAUGUUAUAAAAUGGCGAUAAUUUAAAUCCUUAUUAAUUUUGCCCAUAAUGUAAUUAAGUAAGACCAACAAUAAAGUCUGGCUAGGCUGGUACUGGAGCAGUCAUUUGUGCUUGUUUACUUUGUAUUUUUUGUGGAGUAUUUGGACUUUUUGCUUGUUGCUGUGAAUAAUGCUAAGAUAAAGAAUACAGUUGUUAUGUUUGUCGUACAGUUUUAAAAAUUGAACCUUACUAACCAUGUGGUUGA
Molecule: messenger RNA, 654 nt
Organism: Tetrahymena thermophila SB210
Lineage: Eukaryota; Ciliophora; Oligohymenophorea; Hymenostomatida; Tetrahymenidae
Product: LITAF-like zinc ribbon domain protein
Exons: 1
Source: RefSeq, a predicted model, not a curated record